UUGAGGGGGUAAAAUAAUUUUUGUGCAUGUUUUCUUUACAGCUCUGGUGCCUCCUGACCAUCUUCCUGUCUCUCAGGCUGUGUGAAGAUGUAGAUAUUUGUGAAAUAAGCUGUUGGAUGACUGUGUUGCCAAAGCAAUGGCCUCUCAAGAAUUUACUGUGUUAUACACUCACCAAAAGAUGAAAAAAUCAAAAACAUGGCAAGAUGGAAUUCUUCGAGUUAGAACUGGCAGAAAUCAGGCUACCUUGUUUGAUGAUAAAGGACAAUGUCUGGAGAGUAUUUUUAUAAAAUCUCAGGUGGCUGCUGGAGAUGAUUUAGAAACUGAACGAUAUUUAAUCACAAUUGAAGCAGUCAAAGUGAGUGAAAAGCCCUCUGAAGAUCAGCCCAAGAAAGCAGAAGCUCCAGCAGUGAAUAGAAAUUGUGUAAAACCUGGUCUGCUGCCCCCAAGACAUCUCCCUGUGGGCUUGAAAAGGAAGUUUACGGGGUUCCAGGUGCCACGCCAAGUUGAAAAGAAAAUACCAGCCAUGGAAGAUGARGAAAAAACACCACUGUUGCCUUCAUCUAAGCAGUGCCAAGGGAGUUUUCCAUCCCAGUUUUAUAUCAGCUCUCCUUUAUUUUCUACCAUUCGCAAGAAAGAUGCAGAAACAAAUCCCUGUGCUGGCUUUCAGGAGGAGGGAUGCAGGGACAAUGACAGAGGACACGUGUCUGUGUCCUCACUGCUCUCAGCUCCAUUUCCUGACAGAUGUGAGGAGACAGAGAAGCAAAACCCUGAUCAGUUUGUUGUGAAGCCAGAAUCCCCUGUCAUUACUGGGCACCCCGGACCCGGGGCAGUGUCCCACCACAUCCGGAGCACUGCACAGAUAAUUGCUCUUCUGAAGUCUAAGCCAGCACAAGGACACAGACAGCAAAGCCCUGGGGUCACAGGUUGUCUUUCCAGGUUUCAGGCAGCAGAAAACACACAUUUAUUUGACAAAAAAACUCCUGACCUACCCUUGCCUGCUUUUUUAGGCAACCCUGCCCAAGGACUUGUUUCAGAUACUCUGCACCUGCAUUGUAUACAGGGAACUGUAAAUGAUAAAAAGGACUGGAAUGCUGAAACACUUCCAAAUUCAGCUGAACGACCUUGUGGUGAAGAAGUCACAGGACAGAGACAAGAUGAAAAGCCCAACUGUGUGGACAAUUUAUUCCAGAAGACAGAGGCAUAUAUUGUACCAAUAGCAGCAGCCCAAAGAGACCCUGGGAGAACUGACUGGCAACCAAAGAUACCAUCAGAACUGAUUUCCCCACUUGAUCCAGACUCAACAAUUGCUCCAGCUUCAGGAAAUGAGGAGACUAUUGAAGACAUCCGGGAGCCCCUGAUGCAUGGGAUCUUCCCCCAUGAACCAGAACUUCCAGAUCUUCUUUUCACCCGGGAGAAAUCCAGCUAUCCAGAGGAAUGCAGCCUCCCAGGAAUCAGGCCCAUGAUAAAACCACGAACUCCUUUUGUCACUCUGCCUGCCACUGAGGAGAUUCCUGAUGUGUUUUACCCCACUGAGAGYGAGGAGGUCCAGCAACCUUUGGGCUCUUCAGGAGGCAAUUUGUGCAUGGAGUCAGUGGCAUUUCCUAGGAGUGCUCCUGGCCCCGAGGACAGGAAUUAUGAAACCUCUGUGUUUGGGGAGUACACGGAAGACARACAAAGGGAAUCUGUACCAGCAGUGCUCCCUAAAGUGACUUCCCAUCCCAGACAAAGCAAGUGGCUGAAGUACCAAAACAGUGCUCAGUGUGAUUUGAUCCCUGCAAACAGCGCUGACKGGGAAGAGAAUGAUGACAUCUGUGCCCAGAGCAUCCUCAGAAUGCCGCCAGGUGACACAGGAGAGGGCAGAGCCAUGAAUCCAAGUGCUCCCAGUUCUGCACUGCUGCUGCCAGCCAGGAGCUCGCCUGGGGAAUGCUGUGCAAACACCAGCCCCCCAGAUCUGAUUUCAGAGGGGAAGGUACUUUCCCUGCACUUAAGSCAGACACCUUUGGCUGCUGCCACACAAAAGGUGUUGAGUCACCUGAGCUGCCACACCGGAACAGGAGACGGCCAGGACAUAACAAUUUCUGAGUUGUCUUUUCCUCCUGUGGAUAAAGUGAAACAGGCCAAUCUUCCUAAAAGAAAGAUUUCCAUCCCACCUGUGUUCCAGUCUCACACUCACUACAAACAGGUUUUUAAAGCUGCUCUGACAGAGCAAUUGAACAUAAUGCUGUUUGAGUUGGCACAGAGACUGCACCAUGCCCUCUCCAAAGUGGAUAUAUCAUUUUACACUUCAGUGAAAGAUGGCCAAAGCCAGAGCCAAGGAAGCUGUGCUCCAGUCUGCAACCACGGGCACCCUGCUAAGCUGGUGAUGGUUAAAAAAGAAGGUCAAAACAAGGGUCGUUUGUUCUAUGCCUGUGAUGCCCCAAAAGCUGAGCAGUGUUCCUUUUUCAAGUGGAUUGAAGAUGUGAACCCCACACAGACAAAAUCCAGACCGAGYGCAGUGCUCCAUGAUACAAAAAGUAUUGGGACAUACCUCAGGAGUCAAAAGAUUGCUGUCUAUGAGGAAUGCCAGCUUUUGGUGAGGAAAGCCUUUGAAAUUCCAGCACAGCGGUACAGUAAGUUCAAGAAAUUUAUGAAUACCCCUGCCAGCUUUGAUGGUGACUCCAAAGCCAAAUUAUACCUGAAACUAAGCAGAAAGGAGCAUUCUUCUCUCUACAGCAAAGAUGACAUCUGGGUUGUUUCAAAGACUCUGAACUUUGAUCCCAUCGAUACUUUCAUUGCAAGCAGUGCUUUCUUUGGCCCAUCCUCCAACAAUGAAAUAGAAUUGGUACCACUGAAAGGCUACAGUCCCUCAAACUGGAGAUCAAACAUGUGUGUUCAUGCCUUGCUGGUUUGUAAUGCCAGUGGUGAGCURGCAUCCUUAAGAAACAUGGAGGAGCACUUUAAUCCAUCCACAUUACCACUGAUCCCAUAUCUCCUGAAAAUGGAUUUUAAUUCUGAAAAUGCUACUAAAAGAGUCAACAGAAGGAAAUUUACUCCACCUGCCAUGAGCCUGAAACGCUCAACGAUGGCUGGCCCUGUGAGCCCUGAAGUGGCRAUGGGAGUGGCUGAAGAGAUGAUCCAAAGGUUCUCCCUGAAUCCAGACCAAGCAACAUCACUGCUUCACAUAGCUCGGAUGAUGACCUCCUGUGAAAACACCAAAGCAGGGGAAGAACAUCAGAGCCUCCCCAUCACAAUCAUACGAGGUGUUUUUGGAGCUGGCAAGAGCUACCUGCUGUCUGUGGUGAUCCUGUUCCUCGUGCAGCUCUUUGAAAGCAGUGAAGCUACAGAAGGUCCAAGGGCAACUCCAUGGAAACUUCUCAUUGCUUCUUCCACCAACGUUGCUGUGGACAGGAUACUGCUGGGUCUGCUCGAUCUUGGAUUUGAGGAUUUUAUAAGAGUGGGAAGCAUAAGGAAAAUCACAAAAGCAAUUCUUCCCCAUAGUUUACAUGCAGGCUCAGGAAAUGAAAAUGAGCAGUUGAAAGAGCUGCUUGCACUCAUGAAAGAAGAUUUGACUCCAGCUGAAAAAGUAUAUGUCAGGAAGAGCAUUGAGCAGCAUAAACUGGGGACCAAUAAAACUAUUCUGCAACAGGUGAAAGUGGUUGGAGUGACCUGUGCUGCCUGCCCGUUCCCUUGUCUGAACGCUCUCAGGUUUCCUGUGGUGAUGCUGGAUGAGUGCAGCCAGAUGACUGAACCUGCUUCUCUCCUUCCCAUUGCCAGGUUUCAAUGUGAAAAGCUUGUCCUUGUCGGAGAUCCCAAGCAGCUGCCACCAACUAUUCAAGGGUCUGAGAGUGUUCAUGRGCAGGGACUGGAGCAGACUCUCUUUGACCGGCUCUGCCUGAUGGGCCAUAACCCAAUACUCCUUCGGACACAGUACCGCUGUCACCCUGCCCUCAGUGCCAUCGCCAACGAGCUGUUCUACGAAGGGAACCUCAUCGAUGGGAUUGCUGAGGAGGACAGGACUCCUUUAUUGGACUGGCUUCCAACACUGUGCUUUUAUAGUGUUCAUGGCAUGGAGCAAAUUGAAAGAGACAACAGCUUUUAUAACAUGGCAGAAGCUCAUUUUACAGUCAAGCUCAUCCAGUCUCUGAUUGCAAGUGGAAUAGAAGGAGCUGCUAUUGGUGUGAUUACCCUGUAUAAAUCUCAGAUGUAUAAGAUCCAGAAUUUGCUCAGUGGGGUUCACUCUGAGGCUUUUGAAGUCAAACCUGUCCAGGUGUCCACGGUGGACGCGUUCCAAGGUGCCGAGAGGGAAAUCAUCGUCCUCUCGUGUGUCAGGACAAGGCAGUUUGGGUUCAUAGACUCUGAGAAGAGGAUGAACGUGGCACUAACAAGGGCAAAGAGGCACCUGCUGAUUGUGGGAAGUCUGUCCUGUCUGAGCAGGAACAGGCUGUGGGGAAGAGUCAUUCACCACUGCAAAGGAUGGGAAAAUGGAUUACAACAGGCAAGCCAGUGCGAGCAGCAGCUAAAUGACAUUCUCAGGUCCUACUUGGAGAAUUGGGAAGAAGAAGAAGAACAGAGUAAGAAAAAAUAAAAUGCUUGCCCUGUUUAUGAACAAUAUAUUAAUUUAUUGUCUAUAAAAUUUACCAGAGCUAUUGCUCAUCUAGUAUUUAUUUAACAUGGGACAUUYUUGUUUGCGCCUCAGUGCACUGAUACUUCUG
Messenger RNA from Malurus melanocephalus (red-backed fairy wren), 4691 nucleotides. RefSeq names its product zinc finger GRF-type containing 1 (gene ZGRF1). Lineage: Eukaryota; Metazoa; Chordata; Aves; Passeriformes; Maluridae. Bases 137 to 4564 code for a protein of 1475 amino acids. Gene Ontology annotation, biological process: double-strand break repair. Gene Ontology annotation, cellular component: site of double-strand break; nucleus. The record is from RefSeq and is a predicted model, not a curated record. Gene Ontology annotation, molecular function: zinc ion binding; helicase activity. The transcript is spliced from 24 exons.